AUGAUCAAAGUGAAGACGACUUUAUUAUUUUUAGUGAAGCUAAAAGAAUUAAAAACAAAAAUAAAAAUGUUUGCUGAAUUGAUGGUACCAAAAUUUUCGGACAAGGAAUUUAAAUCUCACUUUCGUUUAGAUCGAAGGAGUAUUGAGGUAUUAGUCUCAUACAUUGGCCCGAUUCUUUCAUUGGAGUCUAUAAAAAUUAAUAUAGAAAAACAAGUUUUAAUUUUUAUUUGGUAUAUGGCAAAUUGUGAAACUUACAGACAAAUUGCAAAUAGAUUUGAUGUAGCAGAUAGUACAAGCCACGCAAUAGUGAAUAACUGUUUAAUAGCUUUGAAUAGUGUAGCUGCUAAAAUUAUUGUUUGGCCAUCUGGCCAAGCUGCCACAGAUAAUUUGAAUAAAUUUAAUUUACUUCGUGGAGAUAAUUCAUUUCCAAAUGUUUUCGGUUGUAUUGAUGGAUGCCACAUAAAUACACUAUUUCCAUGGGAAAAGAGAACAAAAAUGCCAAAACUGGAUAGAAAUAUGUUUUGUAAUCGAAAACAAGUGCCUACCAUAGUAUUACAGGGAAUCGUUGAUGCAAAUCUAAAGUUUAUAGAUGUUUUUGCUGGUUGGCCUGGACGUACACAUGAUGCACGGAUUUAUCGUUGCAGCAGUAUUGGUCAGGUGAUCAUUAAUAAUCCUUGGACCAUUCUACCACCAACAUGCCAUAUUCUGGGAGAUGGUGCAUACCCAUUGACUGAAGGUCUAAUGGUACCUUAUAAAGAUAAUGGGCAUUUAACCAGACAGGAAAAAAAUUUUAAUAGGGCAUUGAGUAGUACUCGAAUUCUAAUUGAGCAGGCGUUUGGAAAAUUAAUUUGCAGAUUUAGGAAAUUAAAGCAUAUGGAUAUAUAUAAAAAAGAUGUUUGUGGAAAAAUAAUUACAGCUGCAUGCUGCUUACACAAUAUAUGUAUGUCAGUAGGCGAUGAUUAUAUUGAUUAUGAUCCAAUACCAUCAGAAGAAACUAUCGAGGAAAAUGAAGAGGAAAUUAUGGGUGGCAUGAUUAAAAGAGAUUUUAUAUGUAAUUCUUUACAAAUAAAUGAAUAUUUAUAA
Molecule: messenger RNA, 1083 nt
Organism: Macrosiphum euphorbiae (potato aphid)
Lineage: Eukaryota; Metazoa; Arthropoda; Insecta; Hemiptera; Aphididae
Source: the annotation of a GenBank genome assembly